Seriola aureovittata is the source of this 6487-nucleotide messenger RNA. Its product is annotated as ATP-binding cassette sub-family D member 2-like. The transcript has 10 exons. Gene Ontology annotation, molecular function: ABC-type transporter activity; ATP binding; long-chain fatty acid transmembrane transporter activity. Lineage: Eukaryota; Metazoa; Chordata; Actinopteri; Carangiformes; Carangidae. Gene Ontology annotation, cellular component: peroxisomal membrane. The coding region runs from base 148 to 2361 and encodes 737 amino acids. Gene Ontology annotation, biological process: long-chain fatty acid import into peroxisome; very long-chain fatty acid catabolic process; fatty acid beta-oxidation. The record is from RefSeq and is a predicted model, not a curated record.
GCAGGAUGUAGCGGUACAUGUAUCUGGCUCACCUCACAUCAAUCCAGCCAUCAGAAGUCCUUCUCUCUUUUUAUAUCGACGCGGGGAGUCUGGUUUGGGGGAUGGGUGUUGUAAGGAUCGUCAGCAGAGACGACUAACGUUUGAAAAAUGUCCAAUAUCCUCGAUGCGGCGUCCAAAGUGAAAUGGGACCGCACGGCUGCUGCGAAGCGAGCCGUGUUUCUUGCGGCUGCUGCUUACGGUGUCAAAACACUGUACCCCAUCAUCUGCAAUCAGCUCAGCAAAAACAAAGAUCCCAGGAAUAAUGGCCGGGUUUCAAAGGCGGAGAAUGGCUCUACUUGUUCGGGAAAAACACAGACAGAUGCUGUGGAUCACAGGAAGGCAUCCCCGGGUGUAAAUGCACAAUUUUUCAAGCAGAUCCUCGAACUUGGUAAAAUCCUCUUCCCCAAGCUUGUAUCCAAAGAGCUCGGUUUGCUCUCCUUGCACUCGGUGGCGCUGAUAUCCAGGACGUUUCUGUCUAUAUACGUGGCGAGCUUGGACGGCAAGAUUGUCAAAACGAUCGUGGAAAAGGAACCCAAGAGCUUCAUCAUCCAGCUGAUCAAAUGGCUCCUCAUUGCCAUCCCUGCCACGUUCGUCAACAGCGCCAUCCGGUACCUGGAGUGCAAACUGGCUCUGGCCUUCCGCACCCGCCUGGUGAACCAUGCCUACCGGACCUACUUCACCGACCAGACCUAUUACAAAGUUAGCAACAUGGACGGGAGACUCGCCAACCCGGACCAGUCUCUCACUGAAGAUGUGAUGAUGUUUUCCCAGUCGGUGGCUCAUCUCUAUUCUAACCUCACCAAGCCUAUUCUGGAUGUGAUGCUGACCUCUUACACGCUGAUCCAGACUGCCAGGUCCAGAGGGGCCAACGCCUCCGGGCCGACCCUGCUGGCCGGGCUGGUGGUCUUUGUCACGGCGAAGGUCCUGCGUGCCUGCUCGCCCAAGUUUGGCAAGCUGGUGGCCGAGGAGGCUCACAGGAAGGGCUACCUGCGCUACGUGCACUCCAGGAUCAUUGCAAAUGCUGAGGAAAUAGCUUUCUACAGGGGACACAAGGUGGAGAUGCGUCAGCUGCAGAAGUGCUACCGGGCUCUGGCGGAGCAGAUGAACCUGAUCCUGUCCAAGCGUCUCUGGUACAUCAUGAUCGAGCAGUUCCUCAUGAAGUACGUGUGGAGCGGCAGCGGGCUCGUCAUGGUGGCCGUGCCCAUCAUCACGGCCACCGGCUUCGCUGACAACGAAACAGCAGAUGGUCAGACGCAGGUGAUGGUGAGCGAGAGGACGGAGGCUUUCACCACCGCCCGCAACCUCCUGGCCUCAGGUGCCGACGCCAUCGAAAGGAUCAUGUCCUCCUACAAAGAGGUCACCGAGUUGGCAGGCUACACUGCACGGGUCCACAACAUGUUUGAAGUGUUCGAGGACGUUCAGAGGGGUGUUUACAAGCGCUCCUCUCUAUCAGCCACAACAGGAGCAGAGAAGAAGAGCAAGCCUGAGAUGCACAUAGAUGGACCACUAGAGAUAAAGGGUGAAGUUAUAGAUGUGGACAAAGGCAUCGUGUGUGAAAACGUACCAAUAAUCACACCCAAUGGGGACGUAGUAGUGUCAUGCUUGAAUUUUAAGGUAGAGGAGGGGAUGCACUUAUUAAUCACGGGGCCGAAUGGCUGUGGGAAAAGCUCUCUGUUCAGGAUCCUCAGCGGCCUGUGGCCUGUUUACGGCGGCCGACUACACAAACCCUCUCCUCAAUAUAUGUUCUACAUCCCCCAGAGGCCCUACAUGUCCAUGGGUUCACUGCGGGACCAGGUGAUCUACCCAGACUCUGCGGAGGACAUGGCCGCCAGAGGCAUGCGUGACAAGGACCUGGAGGCCAUCUUGGACAUAGUCAACCUCAACCAUAUUGUCACCAGAGAGGGAGGCUGGGAUACCGAGCUGGACUGGAAGGACGUGCUGUCGGGAGGCGAGAAGCAGAGGAUGGGCAUGGCUCGCAUGUUUUACCACAAGCCUAAAUAUGCCCUGUUGGACGAGUGCACCAGUGCUGUGAGCAUUGACGUGGAGGGAAAGAUUUUCCAGGCUGCCAAGGACGCCGGCAUCUCUCUGCUCUCCAUCACACACAGACCUUCCCUGUGGAAGUACCACACCCACCUGCUGCAGUUCGACGGGGAGGGAGGCUGGCGCUUCGAGCAGCUGGACACGGCAACGCGCCUCACCCUCACCGAGGAGAAGCAGCGGCUGGAGGCCCAGCUGGCCGGCAUUCCCGAGAUGCAGCAUCGCCUCAACGAGCUCUGCAAGAUCCUGGGAGACGACUCUGUCCUCAAAACUGCCGAGGAGUAAGAGAGAGAGAGAGAGAGAGAGAGAGACAGACGGGGGAGGGAGGGAGGGAGGGAAGAGGCCCAGAGGGGGAAAGAGACAAGUGGGAAAGAGCAGAGAAGAGGUGGGGGAAAGAGUGUGGGAGACGGAAGAGGCAAUGAAAGAAAAAAGAAAUCCGGAGGGGGUUUGUUAGUAUUUUUUCAGGCUUUUUUAAAAAAUUUUUUUUUAGCUUGUGUAGAUUUUUUUUCUUUUGCUCCGAGCCUCUUCCGUUAAAGCAGGAGAGCUUUUAAUGCCAACUAGUCUUUCAGCUCUCCUCUCUCCUCUCCCUCUUCUUUUAAUCGUCACUUUGCCCUGCUGCACUCUUCAGAGGUGGAGGGGGAGCAUGAAGUGGAUUCACAAGUAUCCUCCCCCCCACCCCCGCUUGCAGAUCGACUGCAUACUCAGCUGUAGAUUUUAAUGUUUGAUUUUAGCUCAUUAUAUCAACUUUGAGAUCGUUCUGCCACAGUUUCAAAGUGGCAGAAAUCUAAAUUAACCAAGAGAACGAAUUUGUUAGUUUGUUUUAUAGCACUUUACUCUGCUUCUAGGGGGCUGUUUCUGUUUGUCAUGCUAGCUCACAGUGAUAGCUGCAUUCUAGCUGGAAAACUUUUAAUAUAAAACCGCUAACCGAUGCCCCAAACAGUAUUCCAAACCCAGUCUGCUGGGCUCUGCAGGAUCCACUUUUGUUUUUACCUCCAUAAUUCAGCAGUAGAUUUGAGCUUUUACUGAACUUAACAUGACCUCUUUGUUUGGAAAGGUCAAAAGAGACUAUUUUUCACAAUAUGCCUUUGCUUGGUUUGUGUAUAUAGUAGUAGUACAAUCCCUUUCUUUAUACCUCAUCUUAACCCAUUUUAGGUUAUGGCAGACCCUUAAACCACUGGUACAGGCUCAGUUUCAGACUUACACAAGGCUAGCAGAAAAAAAAGAGCCAGAGGUCUAUUAUUAGAGCAAUUAGUGACGCAGGUCUGACCCCAAAACUAUAGGUUUCUGGUUUAUUGAACAAAUACAAUGAGCUGAAGAGGCCCUCUUCAAAGGAAGAGGAGCAGGAACAAGCCGGUAGUCUGGUAUGGUCUGUGAACAGUCACACGUAUAAAGUAUACUGCACAUGGGCGAGCAGGUAGCCAGGUAGGUAAGACAGUGUAACUGUCAGAUACAUGUACACACUCAGUGGCCGCCUGUCGAAGCCCCCCCCCCCCCCCCCCCAAGUUGUGUUGACACAAAACACACUCGUGUGUCUGCUGCGUGUCAGGUGCCUGCUUGGACUCUGCUACGUCAGCAGUGCUGCUCCUGUUUAGAUGCAUGAAGGUACUGGACAAUGAGCUCAUACCCUCUGUCAAUUAGCAGCUUAUGCAGUGACAGGAGAUUUCAUAUACAUUUAUUAAUGACGUAAGAAAUGCUUUAUUUCUUACCCUUCUGCAAUUGAGGCUGAUAAUCAUUUAAUAUCAAGUGUGUGUUUCAGAUUAAAUUCAACAUAUGAUUAUGUUAUACUAUAUGAGGCCUUAUUGGGUUCUACCUAAUUUGCAUAUUUCAUAAUUGGGCUCAUGCACAGUAGUAGAAAGCUUAGAGGUCAGACUUAUUUAUAGAUUGAAGACUUGUGGCUCAAAGACACUUCAGCAGGUUGUUCGUCUCUCGACUAAUGGCUGCCCCGAGGUCCUGGUGGUUUUCCAGUUGCUGUCAAAGUUAAGAUUGUUUUUCCUCAUUUAGCCUCCAUGUUUGUUACCAGCAACUUACCUGAAGUUGUGAUACUGUGAAAAUAGUGAUUUGUUAUGCUAAUAUCAUGUUUUUGUUCUUAUGGAAAAACACUGUGGUGAUUCUAAACUGUGGCAGUGGCUGCUUAUGUUUAUAGGGUGUUAUUUGUUUUCUUUGUGUGGUUCAGACCUGUGUACAUGCUCGCCGUGUCCUGCACAAAGAGGCUGAGGAGCAGUGAACCAGGCUGACUUUUGCCCCUCGGUUAAACAGGAUAGGAGAUCAUGUGUUCCCACUGUGGCAUUCAUUUACAAUAUAGCCUUCAGAUUUCACCAUAGACACAUGAAGUUUUAUACGUGGCCUCAUUCGCCCUGGGCCUCAGGUUUUGCCAAGUGACACAAAAUGUCAGCAUAUUUUAAUGGCAGAAAAAACAACCAGAGACAUUAUUUCAUUCUGUAAAAAAAAUAAAAAAUGAAAAAAUAAAUGUGGUGACCCACAUUGGAAACAUGGCUAUAGUGAAAUCUGUUUGUAUUUUGUACGAAUGGUCCAGAUGUUGCACAAACAGGGGGAACACAGGACUUCGUCUUACUCUCACACUGUACUGCAUACAGGACUUGAGUGACUAGCGCAGUGUGAUAAUAUUAAGUCAUCUCACUGGUUAAUAAGCCACUGUUUUGUUAACUAUUUUGGACACCGACAUAACAAUGUCGGUGUUGACUUCUUGUUGAAGAGAAUGGACAAUCAGUCGCAUCAUCAGCAGAAUACAAACAACACCAUGGCUUGUUAUUAUCAUUCAAACAAAUGGGCAAAUGAGUGCUAAUUUUAGGUCUAUAACUACACCUGCAUUAUCUAAUUUGGUAUGGAACUUACUAUGUAUGUUGUUUCUUAUGCAUGUCAAAGUUUAAUGACUCCCUCAGGCCUUUUUCUUCAGCCUGAGCUCCGACUGAACCCAAGAUGUCUACAAGUGCCACAUCUUUCCUCCAUUGAGAUUUUAAACCUUUGAAACCUCCUUCUUUGGCUUUUAGUGGACAGUUCAAGAAAAGGAUUAUAGAGCAUUUGAAUGCAGCCUUGGUCCGCUCAGGAGGAUGGCUGCCAGGUUACCAAAGGACAAACUUCGGUUUUUGUUCUCCCCUAAAUGUGACUGAGGAAGAAAGACAAUGACUGAAACGUUCUUUUAAUAUCUAAAGGAAUGAUAACUGUUAUGCUCUGUGAUGGCCUUGUAAUACUAAAUAAUAAUUAUGCUUUCAUUUGGUACACAUGGGCAUUACUGUAGGUCUUCAAAAUGGCAUGGCAAGCCUUUUAAACAGCAUUACACACAUGAGUUUCUGACCUGAAAUACAUAAUCUUUCCGUGUCCUCCGUCAGACUCUGUUGACAGGAGGGCAGACGAGCCGCUGAAUGACACAGAGUCUGCGACGUGACACUGGAACAUGAGUAGUAGUGCCUGAAAUAAGUAGGCGCGAUCGAUAGGCAGUAAUUAGGCAUUUUUUCAUCUGGGAGAAGCCACGAUGAGGUGCCUUCUCGUUAGCAGGCCCCCGGCACAGAUCUUACGUUUCUUCAGGGAAGAUCAGGCAAAAGGGUGGACAGUGGGUGCUGCACCCUUAUCCAUGGGUGAGGUAGUAGGAGACAACUGCUAUACUAUAUCACAUAACAUGGCACCUCAUCAUUUUUUUUUUUUUUUUUUAGUAAAUAUAGCUUACCAGUGAGAUGAGGCCCACUGUGGCCUACUACACUGUAUGACCCUGCUUUAUACAAUGAUGACAUCCUUACUAACGAAACUUUGACACUGAAACGUUCAUCCUAUCAUCCCUUCUGUCAGUAAGAGAUUGAAUGUAUCCAACAUGUAUGAUAAAGUAAAUCCUAAGGUUACGAAGACAAUGAAUACAUGUGGUCUGGUCAUACACGUUUCUGUCAUGGUUUGACGGUUGAGGAUUUUAUAAUUGUGUUUAUAGUGCAUGUAAUGUUAUUUUAUUAGAGCCACUUUAGGGUUUUUAAAGUGGGAUUUGCUGUACAUGUGGUGUGUGAAGUGGGAUUAUGGGAAAGGAAAAAUGCUCAGUGAAAGGUUGAGAGUUUUCGAGACUGUCCCGGAAAAAACACAGAAACAACAUGCAGUGAUUCUCCCUCAAAGGCAGGGGCUUCUACAGUUUGGACUCCUAAUCCAUAGUUACUUUAAACGGAGCUCUGUUUGCAAUCAAAACUCAGUUACAUAUAACGAUUUUAUAUUUUGAAUUCCUGUAACAUUAUCCCAGACCUCCUUCAUUGAAAUCUCAUCGUGCAUGUGUAGGAAUCUGUAUUCUUUAACCUUAGAAUCAAGGGAGGUACAUCGACAUAAAGGUCAUCUGUUUUGAAAAUCAUGUGCUAAGGUCACUUUAAGUUGAAAGAUGAAGAUGUAUUUUCUUGUAAAUAAAACAAUACAUUGCAACCUUUAA